AGACGUAUCCUUUAUGUAUAGGCUAUUUAUUGCUUUUUAAAACAAUAUUUGUUUAUUUUUUAAAGAGAUUUGAUGACAAAAUACGGCGAACAAUUAAUAAAGAUUGAUUAUAAGUGGGGGAAGAUGCUAACAUAUGAGACUGGGACUGGAAAAAAAAGUUAUGCAAAAUCUCAUAAACAAAAAACAUAAUUAUAGGCUUUCUUUGUUACCAGCAAAUACAAACAUAGAAGUCGAUAGCAUUAAAGGCACUGCAAACAUUAUAAAGAUACAAACGCUUUUCCCGCCGCUGAGAGGACGGCGCUCAGCUGUCCGUUUGUUUUCGUGCGCUUCAACUCGGUUUCGACACCACGACGUGAACAGAACAAGUGCUCUGACGGGGAAAGUGGACCGGUUCGGUGGAGUGACAGUGAACCUGGCUGAGCUCGGUUUACCGGCGGACAUCAGCGAAAGCUCAUUCAGCAGACUGCUUCAAGAUUCUUUGCUCCAGUGGAAAGCAGAAGGGAAAGCUGCAGUGUGGCUUCGAGUGCCCAUCUCGCUGAGUCGAUGUGCUGCCGCCGCCUCCACUCACGGCUUCACCUUCCAUCACGCCAAAGGCGACCAUGCUGUGUUGGCCCUCUGGCUGCGAGAAGGCCAAAGCAGGCUGCCAGGCUUUGCAACUCACCAAAUAGGAGUGGCAGGUGCAGUUGUUGAUGAAUCCAAUGGAAAAGUUCUUGUUGUCCAAGACAGAAAUAAGACAAAAAAUGCUUGGAAGUUCCCUGGUGGCUUGUCUGAUCCAGGAGAAAAUAUUGGUGCCACUGCCGUUCGUGAAGUCUUCGAGGAAACCGGCGUUCACUCCGAGUUCAGGUCUCUGCUCAGCAUCCGGCAGCAGCACAACCACCCCGGCGCCUUCGGCAUGUCGGACAUGUACAUCAUCUGCCGACUCAGCCCGCUCACCUAUGACAUCAACUUCUGCACUCAGGAGUGUCUGCGCUGUGAGUGGCUGGACCUCGCCGAGCUGGCCAAGACCAACGAUACCACGCCCAUCACCUCUCGCAUAGCUAAGCUUCUGCUUCACGGCCUGAAGCAGGGAUUCCACAACAUCGACCUCACUAUGGAGGAGCUUGCUGCUGUCUACUCUGGGAUGUUUUACCAGCUGUACCACAGACAGCUUCCUCCCACACUAAAAUCCUAGCAGACCAUCAUCAACCUGAUGGGGUUUGCAUCCUACUGUUAGCUAUGUUGACACUAAUAUUUAAAGUGUAUUUAUGAUUGCAGUGUGUUUCACACCGUUGAAGAAAUAUGGUGCAAUGCUGUGGACCACAACGUUCACUUUUGGUUUUUAAAGAAAUUAUGCCAAUGGGUCAUCUUAAAGUCUGAAGUUUGAUACGUUUAUUUAGCAUGUUUUGGUGGCCAUGUUAGCUGUUGGGCAGUAGCAGCUGUGAGCAGCUGAUUUCAAAGGUACGGAUAUAAAUUAAUAACUGAACAUGAUUAUAUGACCAGUCUUAGCUAGCCAUAUAUUGGCAGUGGGUACCAGCUGCAAUAUUAAUAUUGGCUGCCUACUGACUGAAAAUGAACUUUAUGUGAACUUUUUGGUUGCCUUUUUGUUGUUGAAUUAAACAUCAGUCACAAUAAUUAUCUUCAGUUUAUAAGUUAUGCUCCAGUGCCAUGCAACGUUUUGAAGUCUCAAAAUGAUACAAAAAGGGAGCAUAGUUUUCUCAGAAAACAAAGACAAGCUAAGGAAAUCAGUCAAGUGUGCCACGGAAUUGUGUAGUGUGAAAAAAUUGGGGCAAAAAAAUUGGUUUUGAUUUUAGUGUGCGUCUUUUUGAGAUCAGGAAUUCUAAAAUUCAGGUAUUUCAUUCAAUCCCUUCUUCAAGUUAUCAUAUUGUAGGAUCUGAGUGCAUUUCCAUAAACCCUUUUUAAUAUAGGAGACAUAUUUUAAUAGAAUAUUCUUAAUAUGCCUGACAUCUCGCAGUGUCCCCAAGGUGAGCCGCCUUGUGAUCAAAAAGUUGCUGCUUUGAAUCCCUCAGCCAGGGAGGGAAGGUCUGCAUAGG
Larimichthys crocea (large yellow croaker) is the source of this 2030-nucleotide messenger RNA. RefSeq names its product nudix (nucleoside diphosphate linked moiety X)-type motif 6 (gene nudt6). Gene Ontology annotation, molecular function: NAD binding; NADH pyrophosphatase activity; ADP-ribose diphosphatase activity. Bases 134 to 1171 code for a protein of 345 amino acids. The transcript has 6 exons. NCBI's taxonomy places the organism in Eukaryota, Metazoa, Chordata, Actinopteri, Sciaenidae. The record is from RefSeq and is a predicted model, not a curated record.